Messenger RNA from Vanderwaltozyma polyspora DSM 70294, 5949 nucleotides. It is a transcript of the gene SLH1, whose product is annotated as RNA helicase. The transcript has a single exon. NCBI's taxonomy places the organism in Eukaryota, Fungi, Ascomycota, Saccharomycetes, Saccharomycetales, Saccharomycetaceae. The record is from RefSeq and is a predicted model, not a curated record. The coding region runs from base 1 to 5949 and encodes 1982 amino acids. Gene Ontology annotation, molecular function: nucleic acid binding; ATP binding; ATP hydrolysis activity.
AUGACAACAGAAUAUUCAAUCCAUUCCGCUGGUUCGUACAUGCAAGCAAUGCAGGCUAUGAUGCACUCAGUAGAUCAAUAUGACAUGAAAAUUGGUGUUUCUGAACUCCCUGAGAUAAAUGGUGAAAGUGACGAACAAGUAGGUAAAACUACAUUAAUUAAAUUGGCUCAGGAUAGGAAUGAGUGGGAUGACAUUUUUGAUGAUUUUAAGGAUUUAAACUAUGAGAAGUUUGUAAAAAUGGUUGAUGAUGUCAAGAAAUGUAAUGGUGUCAAUGGUGGUGAUUCUAGUGGAAGUACUGUCUUCAAGAGAUUAGUAAGAUUGGCUAGUACCUGUUCUAGUUCUUUGUCUACAGGUACCCUAUUGAAAUCUGUUCUGGAAAUUACAUUUGCAAAUGAGAAAGGUCAAUUAGCGGAACAAUUGCUUGAUCUGGUUGGUGCAGAGAAUGUCGAAUUGAUCUCAUUUGUUUUGGAAAAUAGACAAUUAAUAACUGCUCAUUCUUUGGAAGAUGUUAUACAAAUGACCAGAGAUAUCAUUGAUUCUUCUGAAUUUGAUUAUUUGACUGAACAAGAAAUGAAAGAUCAGGUUAUACAAAAUGCUUAUGAUGCCAAAAACCAAAAGUUGGAUCCUGCUAGAAGAGUAAUAAAGUAUCCUCAUGUUUAUAGGAAAUACGAAGAUGGUAAUACUAGUAGUUUGGCUUUUUCAGGCCAAAAAUUUUCUUUGCCUAUCGGUACAACCAGACAAUCAUAUCAGUCACAUGAAGAAUUAAUUAUUCCAGCAGCUGAUCCUGAUACUAAUAAAAAAGUAUUUCAUACUAGAUUAAUGAGUAUAGAUAGUCUGGAUCAUUAUUGUAGAGCUGUAUUUAAGUACAAGACAUUAAACAAAAUUCAAUCUUUAGUAUUUCCAGUGGCAUAUAAUACUAACGAAAACAUGUUAAUCUGUGCUCCCACAGGUGCCGGUAAAACAGAUAUAGCAUUGUUGACUAUUUUAAACAUUAUCAAACAAUUUUCUCAAGUAAAUGAACAUAAUGAACUUGAUAUCCAAUAUGAUGAUUUUAAAGUCAUUUAUGUUGCUCCACUGAAAGCAUUGGCUGCAGAAAUUGUUGAGAAAUUUAGUGAAAAGCUAGCUAUUUUUGAUAUCCAAGUAAGAGAAUUGACUGGUGAUAUGCAAUUGACAAGAGCAGAAAUUCAAACAACCCAAGUUAUUGUAACUACGCCAGAAAAAUGGGAUGUUGUUACACGUAAAGCAAAUGGUGACAAUGAUUUAGUUUCUAAAGUUAAAUUAUUGAUUAUUGAUGAAGUUCAUUUGUUACAUGAAGACAGAGGUUCUGUCAUCGAAACAUUAGUGGCACGUACAUUGAGACAAGUUGAAAGCUCUCAGUCUAUGAUCCGUAUUGUAGGUUUAUCAGCAACAUUACCAAAUUUUAUGGAUGUUGCUGAUUUUUUAGGUGUCAACCGUCAAGUCGGUAUGUUUUAUUUUGAUCAAUCUUUCCGUCCAAAACCAUUGGAACAACAGUUGUUGGGUUGUAGAGGUAAUGCAGGAAGUAGACAAUCGAGGGAAAAUAUAGAUAGAGUUUCUUAUGAUAAAUUAAUCGAGAUGAUUCAGAGAGGUUAUCAAGUCAUGGUAUUUGUUCAUGCAAGAAAAGAGACUGUUAACAGUGCAAGAACCUAUAUUAGAAUAGCAGAACAAAACAGUGAAAUCACAGAAUUUGCUCCUGAUGCAGAUAUGAAGAAUAAAUAUUCAAAAGAAUUGGCUAAAAAUAGAGAUAAAGAUUUAAGGGAACUUUUUCAAUUUGGUUUUGGUAUUCACCAUGCUGGUAUGGCACGUACAGAUCGUAAUUUAACUGAAAAAAUGUUCAAAGAUGGUGCAAUUAAAGUUUUAUGUUGUACUGCAACACUAGCUUGGGGUGUGAACUUACCUGCUGAUUGUGUUAUUAUCAAAGGUACCCAAGUAUAUGAUUCAAAAAAGGGUGGAUUCAUAGAUCUAGGGAUAUCUGAUGUUAUUCAAAUUUUUGGUCGUGCAGGUAGACCAGGUUUUGGCUCUGAACAUGGUACAGGUAUAUUAUGUACUUCAAAUGAUAGAUUGGACCAUUAUGUCUCAUUGCUGACUCAACAACAUCCAAUCGAAUCAAAAUUAGGGUCCAAAUUGGUAGACAACCUGAAUGCAGAAAUUUCCUUGGGUACAGUUACCAAUGUAGAGGAAGCUGUUCAAUGGUUAGGUUACACUUACUUAUACGUGAGAAUGAGAAAGAAUCCAUUUACUUAUGCAAUUGACUGGGAGGAGCUUGCUUCCGACCCUCAACUAUAUGACAGAAGAAGAAAAAUGGUAGUUACUGCAGCUCGAAGGCUACACUCACUACAAAUGAUAGUAUUUGAUGAAAUUUCAAUGCACUUCAUUCCGAAAGAUUUAGGUAGAGUCGCAUCCGAUUUUUAUUUAUUGAAUGAAUCUGUUGAAAUAUUUAAUCAGAUGUGUAAUCCAAGGGCAACGGAAGCAGAUGUUCUUUCUAUGAUUAGUAUGAGUAGUGAAUUUGAUGGUAUUAAAUUUAGAGAAGAAGAAGCAGUUGAAUUGACAAGGUUAUCUGAAUCGGCUGUUGAGUGUCAAAUUGGUGGAGCAUUAGAUACCGCCCAAGGUAAGGCAAACGUUCUAUUACAAGCAUAUAUUUCUCAAAGUAAAAUUUUUGAUUCAGCGUUGAAUUCGGAUUCUAAUUACGUUGCUCAAAAUGCUACAAGAAUUUGUAGAGCUCUAUUUUUAAUUGGUAUCAAUAGAAGAUGGGGUAAUUUUGCUAAAGUUAUGUUGGAUGUUUGUAAAUCCAUUGAGAAACGAUUGUGGGCAUUUGAUCAUCCAUUAUGUCAAUUUGACCUUCCUGACCCUAUCAUCCGUCAAAUUCGAGACAGAAAUCCUUCAAUGGAUCAUUUAAUGGACCUCGAACCUGAAGAAAUUGGUGAACUUGUCCAUAACAGAGGUAUUGGUAAUAAACUUUUUAAUUUAAUAAGCAAAUUUCCAAGUAUUUCUAUAUCGGCAGAAAUAUUUCCUAUAACCACUAAUGUGAUGAGAAUUCAUGUUAACUUAAUUCCAGAUUUCAAGUGGGAUUUCAGGGUACAUGGUGAUGUACAAUUUUUCUGGGUCUUGGUGGAAGAAUCAGAUAAAUCUCAAGUUCUACAUUUUGAGAAAUAUAUUCUGAGGAAAGCUCAAUUAAAUACUGUUCAUGAAAUGGAUUUCAUGAUUCCAUUGUCUGAUCCAUUACCACCUCAAGUUGUGGUAAAGGUCGUUUCAGAUACUUGGAUAGGUUGUGAAUCGACAUUCCCAAUUUCAUUCCAACAUCUAAUUAGACCUUAUAAUGAAACUCUUCAAACCAAAUUGUUAAGAUUGAAACCACUACCAACUUCUGCAUUAAACAAUCCUUUGGUGCAAUCAAUUUAUCCAUUUAAAUAUUUCAACCCAAUGCAAACUAUGACUUUCCAUACUUUGUAUAAUACAAAUGAUAACGUUUUUGUUGGUUCACCAACUGGUUCUGGUAAAACAGUAGUAGCUGAGUUGGCUAUAUGGCAUGCCUUUAGAGAUUUUCCAGGUAAGAAGAUUGUAUAUAUUGCACCUAUGAAAGCUUUGGUUAGAGAAAGAGUUGAUGAUUGGAGAAAAAGAAUUACACCGGUAACUGGAGAUCGAGUUGUUGAAUUGACAGGUGAUUCUUUACCAGAUCCAAAGGAUGUUCGUGAUGCCACUAUUGUCAUUACAACUCCAGAAAAAUUUGAUGGUAUUUCUCGUAAUUGGCAGACACGUAAGUUUGUUCAAAAUAUAUCAUUAGUUAUAAUGGAUGAAAUUCAUUUAUUGGCAAGUGAUCGUGGUCCUAUUUUAGAAAUGAUUGUAAGUCGUAUGAACUAUAUUGCGUCACAAACUAGUAAUCCUAUUAGAUUACUUGGUAUGUCUACUGCAGUUUCUAAUGCAUAUGAUAUGGCCAGUUGGUUGGGUGUUAAAAGCAAUGGUUUAUUCAAUUUCCCAUCAAGUGUCCGUCCAGUCCCACUGAAUAUGUAUAUUGAUGGUUUCCCUGAUAAUUUGGCAUAUUGUCCUUUAAUGAAGACAAUGAACAAACCAGCCUUUAUGGCUAUUAAACAGCAUUCUCCAGUGAAGCCUGCAUUGAUUUUUGUUUCUUCUCGUAGACAAACUAGAUUAACUGCAUUAGAUCUAAUUCAUCUGUGUGGUAUGGAAGAUAAUCCAAGGAGAUUUUUAAAAAUUGAUGAUGAUGGUGAAUUACAGUAUUAUAUUUCACAAAUUACAGAUGAUACGUUGAAGUUAUCGAUUCAAUUCGGUAUUGGUUUACAUCAUGCUGGUUUAGUUGAGAAGGAUCGUGAUAUUUCACAUCAAUUAUUUCAAAAGGGAAAGUUACAAAUUUUGGUAGCCACAUCCACUUUAGCCUGGGGUGUUAACUUACCAGCACAUUUAGUAGUUAUAAAAGGUACUCAAUUUUAUGAUAAGAAAGUUCUAGGAUACGUUGAUAUGGAUUUAACUGAUAUUUUACAAAUGAUGGGUAGAGCUGGUAGACCUGCUUAUGAUACAACAGGUACAGCUAUCGUCUACACUCGUGAAAAUAAGAAGAUGUUUUACAAGCAUUUCUUGAAUGUUGGGUUCCCUGUAGAAUCGUCAUUACACAAGGUUUUAGAAGAUCAUUUAGGUGCUGAAAUCAAUUCCGGUACUGUUUGUAACAAACAAGACGCUAUUGACUUCUUAAGAUGGACCUUUUUCUUCCGUAGAGCUCAUCAUAACCCAACAUAUUAUGGCAUACUUGAAGAUACAAGUGCAGCUGGAGUGCAUAAGCAUAUCAGUGAACUGAUUGAUAAAAGUAUAGAAGAAUUGGUUUCUUCUCGAUGUGUAGAGGUCUAUGGCGAGGAUAUUGAAGCUACUCCAUUCUUGAGUAUUGCGUCCUAUUAUUAUAUUUCUCACAAGACUAUAAGAACUUUAUUGGCUCAAAUUAAGGAUAAUGCCAGAUUUAUUGAUGUCUUGAAAUGGUUAUCAUUGGCAGAGGAAUACAAUGAAUUGCCAGUUAGAGGUGGUGAAACUAUUAUGAAUGAAGAAAUGUCUGCACAGUUAAGAUAUCCUGCGGAAACUAUUUUCACUGGAGAAUAUGAAUUACCAAUUUUUGAUACUCAUGUUAAAGCAUUUUUAUUAUUACAAGCACAUUUAAGUCGUGUUAAUCUACCUAUCGCAGAUUAUAUUCAGGACACAGUUUCUGUGCUUGAUCAAUCUUUACGUAUUUUGCAGGCGUUUGUUGAUGUUGCUAGUGAAUUAGGUUAUUUCAAUACAGUAUUGACUAUAAUUAAAGCAAUGCAGUGUAUUAAACAAGGUUAUUGGUACGAAGAUGAUCCAGCAAGUGCAUUACCUGGUUGUGAAUUAAAAAGAUUUAAUGAUAUUGAAUUUUUAGAGAGUGGUCACCCACUAGAUGCCAAAUCACAAAGUUCUAAAGUAAACCUAAACGGAAUAGCUAGGAUGGGAUUCAAGAAACUUCAGAACUUAGCAAUUCAAAAUGAUUUGUCUUAUGCAGAUUUGAAAAAUGAUGAUGAAGUUUCUGAAGAGGUUCUUGCAGAAAGAAUUCAGCGUAAGUUUAUUAGCGUUUGUCAAAGAUUACCAGCACUUGAUGAUGUUAAAGUUGAGAAACAAGAAGAUAAUACUAAAGUAGUUAUAACUUCAAAACAUCAUUCUAAGCAAAAUAAUCGUGAGUUUGAAGUUUAUUGUGAUAAGUUCCCAAAAAUGCAAAAAGAAUCUUGGUUCUGUAUUGGUUAUAAAAAUAAUGAACUUUACAUGAUUAAGAGAUGCCAUCCACAACAGGAUAAAGAUAAGACAGUUAACAUUACCUGUGAGUUCAUUGUUACGGAAGAGCUGAGAGGGAAAGAUAUGGAUUUCCUACUGAUCAACGAUGCUUUAUCACUUGAAUAUCAUAUUAAUCAUCAACUUCUAAAGUAA